Molecule: messenger RNA, 345 nt
Organism: Priapulus caudatus
Lineage: Eukaryota; Metazoa; Priapulida; Priapulimorpha; Priapulimorphida; Priapulidae
Product: probable Rho GTPase-activating protein CG5521
Exons: 3
Coding region: 37-345 (102 amino acids)
Source: RefSeq, a predicted model, not a curated record
CCACACUGUGCAGUUCUUUGCUGCUGAACAACUGCCAUGCUGGUGUCGUGUGUAGAGAUCCCAGCUCUGGAGCAGCCGGGGGGCGGUGUCACAGCAGGUCUGAUCACUGCCAGGGCCCAGGUGCGUGUCAUUGUUCGUGACAUUAGUGGCAAGUUCUGCUGGAUUCGUGAGUGCUUUACGCGCCACCCAACUACAAGGAUGGGCCUCUAUCCAGCCGAAACCGCUGACUCCAUGCUGGCUUCAUUGGAACAGCGAUACUCACACGACAUCCUCGCGCUGAACGACCCGUUGCCACGGCGCACCAGCCAGCCCGCGAAGCCCCACAAAGAAGUGCCAGAGACUUAG